AUGAGUACCAAAGUUGUAGCUCCACGUAAGAAGAGGCUUUCUGAAGGUUUAACUGUUACCCAAAAGGUCUUUAUUAGAUCUAGAAAUGGGGGAGCAACCAAAAUUAUCAGGGAACAUUAUCUAAGAAACGAUAUACCAUGUUUAUCUAAAAGUUGUACUAAAUGUCAAAGUAUAGUUGUCCCGGAUGCGAAGAAUGAACUUCCGAAAUUCAUUCUUUCAGAAGAACCACCAAAACUAUCCAAAAUUGGGAAACAUUAUGUUGUCGUAGAUACAAACAUCGUUCUGCUUGCGAUAGAUCUUCUCGAGAAUGUUAGUUGCUUUUUCGAUGUCAUCGUUCCACAAAUUGUACUAGACGAAGUUAGGAACAGAUCUUACCCAGUUUAUACAAGAUUGAGAACACUUUGUAGGGAUAGUGACGAUACUAAAAGAUUUAUUGUCUUCCAUAACGAAUUUAAUGAGAAGACAUUUAUUGAUAGACUUCCCAAUGAAACCAUCAAUGACAGAAAUGAUAGAGCAAUCAGAAAGACUUGUGAAUGGUACGCCGAACAUUUGAAAGCUUAUGGUAUUAAUAUUAUUCUAGUGACAAAUGAUAGGUUAAAUAGAGAGGCUGUGAAGAAGGAGUCCGAAUCUCAUGGCUAUUUUACAAAGAGUCUUUAUGAGUACGCUGAUUUACUUUCCAAUGCAGAUGAAAUCAAAGAAUUAAUUCCAAAUGUUGAUAAUUAUGCCGAAUCAAAAGAAUUACUACCAGAAGAUAUGUCUGAGAUCGUGUUCCCAGAAUACUACCAAACUUCAAGAGUUAUGGGCGGUUUACGUAGCGGUUCUUUGUUCCAAGGUAAUGUCCAAAUUUCAGAGUAUAAUUUUUUGGAAGGUUCUGUCUCACUACCAAGAUUUUCUAAACCUGUUUUAAUUGUUGGUCAAAAGAACUUGAACAGAGCAUUUAAUGGUGAUCAAGUUGUAGUAGAACUUCUACCUGAAACUGAGUGGAAAGCACCAUCGACCUUAACUUUAGAUUCUGAACAUUUUGAUGUAAAUGAUAACCCAGAUGGUCAAGGUGAAGACGAUCAAUUCACAAAUGAAAAUUCCACCACUGUGAUAAGUGACAAACAAAGAAGAUUGUUAGCUAAAGAGGCAAUUAAUGCUCAAAAAUCCAAAAAGGUUCAACCAACUGCGAAGGUGGUUUCUAUUACAAGAAGAUCCUGGAGACAAUAUGUCGGUCAAAUUGCGCCAAGUUCAGUUGAUGGAAAGACAAACGGAAUACAGAAUGUAUUUGUUAUUCUUAUGGAUAAAUGUCUACCAAAGAUCAGAAUCCGCACCAGAAGAGCUCAAGAAUUACUAGGGAAGAGAAUUGUGAUAUCGGUAGAUUCAUGGCCAGAGACAUACAAAUAUCCUCUUGGACACUUUGUAAGAGAUCUUGGUGAUGUCGAGAGCACAGAAGCCGAGACAGAGGCCUUACUAUUAGAACAUGACGUCGAGUAUAGACCAUUCUCCAAGAAGGUAUUGGAAUGUCUUCCAGCAGAGGGACACGACUGGAAAGCACCUGCUAAGUUAGAUGAUCCAGAAGAGAUCUCCAAGGAUCCAUUGCUGCCAAAGAGACAAGAUCUGAGAGACAAGCUUAUCUGUUCCAUCGAUCCUCCCGGUUGUGUUGAUAUCGAUGACGCCUUACACGCAAAGAAAUUACCAAAUGGUAAUUGGGAGGUGGGUGUUCAUAUUGCAGACGUUACACAUUUUGUAAAAACUGGUACUGCAUUAGACGGUGAAGGUGCCUCAAGGGGUACCUCUGUAUACCUUGUCGAUAAACGUAUCGAUAUGCUUCCAAUGUUGUUGGGUACUGAUCUUUGUUCAUUGAAACCGUAUGUCGAUAGAUUUGCCUUCUCUGUCUUAUGGGAAUUAAAUGACAAUGCAGAUAUCGUUAAUGUUAAUUUCACAAAAUCUGUGAUUAAAUCAAGAGAGGCUUUCUCAUAUGAACAGGCUCAACUAAGAAUUGAUGAUCCAAAUCAAAAGGAUGAAUUAACACUAGGAAUGAGAGCCCUAUUAGCUUUAUCUAUCAAAUUGAAACAAAAACGAUUAGACGCAGGUGCUCUAAAUUUGGCUUCCCCUGAAGUUAAGGUCCACAUGGAUAGUGAAACUGCUGAUCCAGGUGAAGUUGAAAUUAAGAAAUUAUUAGCUACUAAUUCAUUAGUUGAAGAAUUUAUGUUAUUAGCCAAUAUUUCCGUUGCAAGAAAAAUCUACGAUGCAUUCCCUCAAACUGCAAUGCUAAGAAGACAUGCAGCUCCACCAUCUACCAACUUUGAAAUGCUAAAUGAGAUGUUACAAAAAAGAAAGAACAUGCAUAUUUCAUUAGAAUCAUCAAAAGCAUUGGCUGAUUCUCUAGAUCGUUGUGUCGAUCCCCAAGAUAACUACUUCAACACACUUGUACGUAUCAUGUCUACACGUUGUAUGAUGGCGGCACAAUACUUCUAUUCUGGUGCAUACUCAUACCCUGACUUCAAACAUUAUGGUUUAGCUGUUGAUAUAUAUACCCAUUUUACAUCACCAAUUAGACGUUACUGUGAUGUCGUUGCUCACAGACAAUUAGCAGGUGCGAUUGGAUACGAACCAUUAAGUUUAGAACAUAGAGACAAGCAUAAAAUGGAUAUGAUCUGUAGAAACAUCAAUAGAAAGCACAGAAAUGCACAAUUUGCCGGUCGUGCCAGUAUUGAGUACUAUGUUGGUCAAGUUAUGAGAAACAAUGAGUCCAUUGAAACAGGUUACGUAAUCAAGGUAUUUAAUAACGGUAUUGUGGUUCUGGUACCGAAGUUUGGUGUUGAGGGUCUAAUUAGAAUAGAGAAUUUAACAGAUGCGGCAGAAGAUGCCGUUUAUGAUGAAUUAGAGUUUAAGUUGUCGUUCAAACCGAAGAAUAGUGAUAAAAUAAGAGAGGUUCAUGUAUUUGAAAAGGUUGACGUUCAAGUCAGAUCAGUGUUGGAUCCAGUAAGCAGUAAACGUAAGGCAGAAUUAUUACUAGUAUAA
Maudiozyma saulgeensis is the source of this 3006-nucleotide messenger RNA. NCBI's taxonomy places the organism in Eukaryota, Fungi, Ascomycota, Saccharomycetes, Saccharomycetales, Saccharomycetaceae. The record is from the annotation of a GenBank genome assembly.